GGGCCCGGAGACAUGAAGCCGGGCGACUGGAACUGCCCCUCGUGCGGGGACCAUUCCGAGGGCCGUCUCAGCCAGAAAGCCGACCUCUCCAGGAGACGUCCACGCUUAUGAGCCCGCGGCUGCGACCAAGGCAACGGGGGGUGCCUCCCGGUCGGCGGCAGCUUCGGCGACGGCGGAAAGGGCGGUCCGUGCAAGUGGUGCGCGCAG
Molecule: messenger RNA, 207 nt
Organism: Prorocentrum cordatum
Lineage: Eukaryota; Dinophyceae; Prorocentrales; Prorocentraceae
Source: the annotation of a GenBank genome assembly